Messenger RNA from Chionomys nivalis (European snow vole), 877 nucleotides. RefSeq names its product tumor necrosis factor (gene Tnf). The transcript is spliced from 4 exons. The record is from RefSeq and is a predicted model, not a curated record. Gene Ontology annotation, cellular component: membrane; cell surface. Bases 110 to 817 code for a protein of 235 amino acids. Gene Ontology annotation, biological process: positive regulation of transcription by RNA polymerase II; tumor necrosis factor-mediated signaling pathway; immune response. Gene Ontology annotation, molecular function: tumor necrosis factor receptor binding; cytokine activity; CD40 receptor binding. Lineage: Eukaryota; Metazoa; Chordata; Mammalia; Rodentia; Cricetidae.
CCAGAACACCCUGAAAAUAGCUCCCAGGAAAGCAAGCAGCCAGCCAGGCAGGUUCUGUCCCUCUCACACACCGGCCCAAGGUUCCACAUCUCCCUCUGGAAAGGACACCAUGAGCACAGAAAGCAUGAUCCGCGACGUGGAACUGGCAGAGGAGGCACUCCCCAAAAAGGCGUGGGGUCCCCAGAACUCCAGUCGCUGCCUGUGCCUCAGCCUCUUCUCCUUCCUGCUUGUGGCAGGGGCCACCACGCUCUUCUGUCUGCUGAACUUUGGAGUGAUCGGCCCCCAAAGGGAAGAGAAGUUCCCAAACAACCUCCCCAUCAUUGGCUCCAUGGCUCAGACCCUCACCCUCAGGUCAUCUUCUCAAAAUUCGAGUGACAAACCUGUAGCCCACGUUGUAGCAAACCACCAAGUGGAGGAGCAGCUGGAAUGGCUGAGCCAGCGUGCCAAUGCCCUCCUGGCCAACGGCAUGGAUCUCAAAGACAACCAGCUGGUGAUACCCGCAGAUGGACUGUACCUCGUCUACUCCCAGGUUCUCUUCAAGGGCCAAGGCUGCUCCAGCUACGUGCUCCUCACCCACACUGUCAGCCGCAUUGCUGUCUCCUACGAGGAAAAAGUCAACCUCCUGUCUGCCAUCAAGAGCCCCUGCCCCAAGGAAACCCCUGAGGGGGCUGAGCUCAAGCCCUGGUAUGAGCCCAUCUACCUGGGAGGGGUCUUCCAGCUGGAGAAGGGCGACCGACUCAGUGCUGAGGUCAACCUGCCCAAAUAUUUAGACUUUGCAGAGUCUGGGCAGGUCUACUUUGGUGUCAUAGCUCUGUGAGGCAGAUGGAUGUCCAUCUAUUCUCUACCACGCCCCACUUUGAUCCCCAAAGCCCUCGUC